Messenger RNA from Penicillium egyptiacum, 1830 nucleotides. Lineage: Eukaryota; Fungi; Ascomycota; Eurotiomycetes; Eurotiales; Aspergillaceae. The record is from the annotation of a GenBank genome assembly.
AUGCAAACCUCUAUUGCUCAAUCUUUCCUUGCUCAUAACAGACUAAGGCCUGAAGCCUCGCUGCGCGCUAUGAACACAAUACCUAAUACUGUCCGUCCCUUCAUACUCUUUGUGUUGUGCCACUGGUUCAUUUUGAGUCGGGGAAUCACUGAAGCGAAUUCAAUAUUCCCGCUUACCUGGUCUGACAAGUCCUUCGGUCCUGAUGGCCCAUGGCAAGCUGUAUCAGUGGGAAUAGGCUCGCCAUCACAAACAGUCGCUCUCUAUCCUGGUGGGCGUUGGACCAGUACCAUUCUGUUGUCGACCAUUUGUGACAACCAAACCUCUUGGUCCUCGUCGACAAAAUGCUACGCAGAUGAUGCUGGUGUAUAUAAUCGCAACGAGUCACCUUCUGCGGGGGACGAUGCAGCCAACACAGCUGGACAAUGGAGCGAUGCUUCACUGUCGGGAUGGGCUGCCCAAAACGUCUUCUACGACAAUUUCGACAUCGGGCUUGGCUCGACCGUUCCAAACGUCAGCAUGACUGGACUUUCUGACGCCUAUCAGACAUACCCGAAUGGUCGCAACUAUCCGAUUGAGGUUGGGAUUUUAUCGAUGGGAGCACCUGCAUUGACUCAUAUUUGGGGAUACACCAUGACGUUCAUCGCUAGCUAUAUGUACACAACGGCUAGCCGACGAACUCCUUCGUAUUCGUAUGGAAUACAUAUCGGGUCAGCAAAGCUCGGCAUCCCGGGAUCUGCUUGGCUGGGAGGGUACGAUAGCAACCGCAUCAUGGGGGAGACCUCAGCCCAACCCUUCACACCUUUCGCUACAAAUCCAGGAGGAAACCUAGUCAUUAAACUCCAGGAUAUUGGACUGGGAGUUGCCACAGGCGGGUCGCCAUGGAGCUACAGCCGGAAGACAGGUCUACUCUCGGGGUCAAAUUCGAGUUUGACAGCACCUCUGACAGUCGAACUGGACUUCACACGGCCAUAUCUUUACCUGCCACAGAGCACCUGCGACAGCAUCGCGUCCACGCUCCCCGUGACAUUCAACCCUGAUCUUGGUCUCUACCUCUGGAAGACGGAUGAUGAAAUCUACCGCAAGAUUGUAACGUCGCCUGCUUAUCUAUCUUUCAUUUUUCAGAAGGAUUCUACAUACAGCCGAAACAUCACCAUCAAAGUGCCGUUUGCGCUGUUGAAUCUGACUUUGGAACCCCCUCUGGUCAGCGAGGCGACCCCCUACUUCCCUUGCUACCCGUCCGAUAAUGUGUAUUCUCUUGGGCGUGCUUUCCUACAAGCAGCCUUUGUCGCAGAAGACUUUGGCACAGGGAAGGGCUAUGGAUCCUGGUUCUUGGCUCAAGCACCUGGCCCUGGUCUCGUUGAUGUUCCAGAUCAAACCACCAUCGAAGUCUCUUCUUCUAGUAUUCCUGCAACAGACAACUCGUGGGAGGCUAGUUGGAAAUCUCACUGGACAGCACUCCCAUCUUCUAAAGCGACAUCCAAUAGCGCCGCCAGCACGUCAGGAUCUAAUGCAAGCAAGUCGGGCUCGUCGGAUCUGUCUCGAGAAACCACGAUCGGUAUCGGAGUUGGAUGCGGAGUUGGAGCAGCGGCGUUGGUGUGUGGUUCGGCUUGGCUUUUUGUCAUCCGUCGCCGGCGAAAUUCGAGACAGUCGGCUGGGGAAGCGAACAGUCCAUCUACUGAAGAAGGUCCAGGCAUAAAGAUUGUGCCGACCGGCUAUUGGCAACAUGUUCCAGCCGAGUUGCGUGGUAAUGACUAUGAUCUUUCUUAUGGUAUUCCUGAAGCACCCGGUUCUCUGCCACAGAAACAUGAGCACCGUUAUGAGUUGUCGUAA